Carassius gibelio (silver crucian carp) is the source of this 5762-nucleotide messenger RNA. RefSeq names its product cyclin-Y-like. The record is from RefSeq and is a predicted model, not a curated record. Gene Ontology annotation, cellular component: cytoplasmic cyclin-dependent protein kinase holoenzyme complex; plasma membrane. The transcript is spliced from 10 exons. Lineage: Eukaryota; Metazoa; Chordata; Actinopteri; Cypriniformes; Cyprinidae. Gene Ontology annotation, biological process: regulation of cyclin-dependent protein serine/threonine kinase activity; regulation of canonical Wnt signaling pathway. The coding region runs from base 330 to 1358 and encodes 342 amino acids. Gene Ontology annotation, molecular function: protein kinase binding; cyclin-dependent protein serine/threonine kinase activator activity.
GCUGUUCCGCGGACCUGUGUUUGUGUGAGUGAGCUCGGUGAUACACUGACAGCUGAGCGAUACGAUGUAACAGCGACGCGGGAAUGGAAUAACCUACCGAUACACACGAGCACGAGAGCAGGCGUCGUGGAUUAGGCUUGGUGUUGAUUUGCUGAGGGCAGUCGUGAUUGUAACCCGCUGAUGUCGUUAGACGAGCGUUUCUCACGGGAGUGAUCUUCUCGCAGAUCGCAGCCCGGGUUUCAUCCCGUCAUCCGCAGCUGUAACGCCCAUCUUCUGCGACGGGGCUCCGUCGAUCAGUGCCGCUCGUUGAUCCGCACACACCGGGACUCAUGGGGAACAGCACGUCCUGCUGCGUGUCGUCCAGCCCGAAGCUCCGGAGGAAUGCGCACUCGAGGCUGGAGCCGUACCGGCCCGAACCGGAGCUGAGCCGCGAGGACACGGGCUGCAACCUGCAGCACAUCAGCGACAGAGAGAACAUCGACGAGCUCAACAUGGAGUACAAUCCUUCGGACCACCCGCGCGCCAGCACCAUCUUUCUCAGCAAGUCUCAGACAGACGUUCGGGAAAAACGGAAAAGCCUGUACGUCAACCAUCAACAUCCAUCUGGCCCAAUGAGACGCAAGUACAGCUCCUGUUCGACGAUCUUCCUGGAUGACAGCACCGUUAGCCAACCCAACCUCAAACACACUAUUAAAUGUGUUGCCCUCGCAAUAUACUACCACAUAAAGAACAGAAAUGUGGACGGGCGAAUGCUGUUAGACAUUUUUGAUGAAAAACUUCAUCCGCUUUCAAAAUCGGAGGUGCCGUCAGACUAUGACAAGCACGACCCAGAACAGAAACAGAUCUACAGAUUCCUUCGUACGCUCUUCAGUGCCGCCCAGCUCACGGCUGAGUGUGCCGUAGUUACUCUGGUGUAUCUGGAGAGAUUAUCAACAUAUGCAGAGAUUGACAUUUGUCCUGCUAACUGGAAGAGGAUUGUUUUGGGUGCUAUCCUGUUGGCAUCAAAAGUGUGGGAUGAUCAGGCUGUAUGGAAUGUUGACUACUGCCAGAUCCUCAAAGACAUCACCGUUGAAGACAUGAAUGAGCUGGAGCGACAGUUUCUGGAGCUGCUGCAGUUCAAUAUUAAUGUUCCAUCAAGCGUCUACGCCAAGUACUAUUUUGACUUGCGUUCACUUUCAGAGGCGAACAACCUCAACUUUCCCCUUGAGCCUCUCAGCAGAGACAAGGCCCAGAAACUUGAGGCGAUCUCCAGGCUUUGUGACGACAAAUAUAAAGACUUGAGAAAAGGAGCCAAGAAGCACUCAGUGAGUGCAGAUAACCUGACAGUGGUCAGAUGGUCCCCGGCCAUCAUAUCCUAAUAAUGGUGGACAUUGGGGACUUUCACGAGAGACUGAGAGAAAAAGACUGUCUGAAGAAGCGUUCUCUAAGAGGACACAUACGUGCUUAGUAACUCCACUAGACUCUUGAGCCAGAGGUUUUUGUUCGAAAGAGUUUCCUUGCUGGUCGUACGGCUGCUGUAUAUACAAAACAUCCACACAACGAUCACUUUCCAACCUGUGGCUUAGAGAAGAGAGGGGGACACUGCUACUGCAGUUCAGAGAAAAAUAAAACUGGAGUAUGUGAAUAUAAAUGAGGUAGAAAGAAGCCCAAUGACUGGAACAGCAUUCCAACAGCUCCGUGUCAUACGUGUUUGUUAUUCUAGGUGAGGACGUGUUCGUACUGUGUUAACUGAUCUCGUAUGGUUAAAACAAAUUCCACCUGGAUGCUCAAGGUUGUGUUGUAUCAAGAUCAAGAGCCAAAAUCAACCACUUCAUUCCUUAAAGUAUUUCUCUCCAAAUAGCUGUGAGCUGAUCAAACUAUAAAAUUACCACUGUUCUUACAUAGUUAUUUAACAUUUGAUCUCAUUAAGAUUUAUUUUAAAUUAAAGAUAUCCGUAAUGAUGGUUAAAAUUUGUCUAACAAUGCAAAUGAAUGGGAAUAUAUACAAUCUGGACCUCUUUAUUUAGUCUGAUUAUUUUAUUGUUUUGUUUUAUUGUGUUUAUUUCCUUCUAUUUGUUAUACUCAAAGGCAGUUUGCGCCAUUUAGUCUCAUCGUAGAAGAGUAAAGGAAGCUGACUUUGUAUUUUCAGAAGGAAAGUGGUGUGGAGGGUUUCCAUAUGAAGUGCUUGGGACUUUACUUUUGGAACACAAGAUUCAAUAAUUGAAUGUCUUGAAAUAAUUAGUUGCAAUUUAAAAUGUACAAUGUCGAAUUGACUAAAAUUGGAAGUUUCAAAACGGAAAUGAAAGGUUUUUCUUCUGUAAAGUCAACAAUGACAUUCCAUCUUCAGUGACCAUGAACGUGUUUAUUCUCGUCACCAUUUUUUAAUAACCUCAACAAACACCAGAUAUACACAUGCUGUGUCACUCAUUUCCAAUUCUCAAAGCAAUAAAAUGUGCGUUUUAUCUAUUCCGUACAAUACCCAUUAGAAAGAUUGGAGGUGAUAUUUAAUGAUGAUUAAAGGCUCCUUGGGAACUCUCAGAUAACAUUGCGCUAAAAUUGGUGCGUCAAAGUCAAAAUGCUUAUUAAAGUUGAGGCUCCAAGUGCCACUAUGAUACAAAUGUUCGGACUGAUUGCAGAGUUUUAUUUCUCAAUUAUGAUGUGUUACACAGGAGACUAAAUUGAAUUGGUGAGAAAGAGGAAUUCCUGCUGUAUCCACUGCCAUCACCUGCAGUGCCUGCAUUUAGCGGGAAAAUGACCUUAGAUGUAGAAUAUGAAAUUAAUCAUUUUAUUUUUCUCUUCUCAUUAAGACAGCAAAACAUGUUUUCGUACUGCUGUCAAACGAUGAAUCGCAUCAACAACAACAACAAAAAAUAUAUUAUUAUUAUUAUUAUAAAUAAUUUGUUCUGUGGAUAUUCAUUAUGCACACAUACAAUAUAUUUUGAAAAAAAUACAUGUAUUUCCAUGUCUAUAUUUAUAGUCAAAUUAUUUGUUAUAUCUAAAUACAUUUAAUUUUCUCUGAAAUAAAUUCAUGCAUUUGUGUGUGUUUAUAUAUUCAUUAUAAAUAUACACAGUGCACAUAUAAUGUAAACAAAAACUUAUUUUGAAUGUGAUUAAUUGUUUGAUAGCACUCGAUUUUAGACAGCAGAAUUAGAUUUAAAAUCAAUUCUUCCCAAUUCAAAGCAAGUGUUAUGUCAUCAGAUGUGUGUGUGAAAAUGAUUCCUUAUCUUAUCUGUUGAGAGGAACUGAGAAAUGUUCAUUUGUGAGACUUCACUCUGAAACACCUUGAAAAUUAGAACUUCCAAACGUCUUUUGUAUAUUGUACAUACUUAAAGAAAUUUAAUUAUGAUCUUCAGAUAUUUAUUUGUGACCAGUGUUUACUUUUGUUAAUUCCUUAAUUCUGGAUAAAAAACAAGAAAAAAUAUAAACAUGUCAGUUAUUUUAUCAGGAAUACGUACAUCUGUCAUUGAGGUGUUUUUUUUUUUUUUUUUUUUUUUUCUGUAAUCAGUUAUAUUUCCAGUUGAGUUUAACCUUUUUUUUUUUUUUUUUUUUUUUUGCAUCACAAAAGUGACAAAGCAAUUUAACAAUGUUUUGUUGAUAUGAAUGUAAUUCUGCAAUAGAUUUUUUUUUUUUUUUUUUUUACUUUAGCAGCAAUGAAAACAGCAAUUUAUUUUAUUAGUAAUUGCUUCACAUGGCAUCAAAAUUGCCAUUUUUUUUAAGCAGUAUGUGUUUAUUAUUUUAUUAAUUAUAGUCAUUUUUUUCUUCUAGGUAUUUUAUCUCCAAUGCCCAAAAGCGUCUUAAUAUUUUUACUUGAAAAGAAAAAAACUAACAAAAAAAUAGUUGUAUCUAAAUAUAGUGCACACUUUGUGUCUUUUGUAUAAAAUACAGUAAGAAGGCUAUUUGUGAUGCCAACAUAUCCGACUGGACAUACAGGUUAAAUAUUUCCUGCAAAAUCAAAAGCAAAAAUUAUAUUUUGCAAGAAGAAAAUUAAGCCCAUUUUAGGAUGAGAAGAUUGUAUUUGUCAUGUUUGUGGGCUCAAAGGGUUAGUUCACCCCAAAAAGAAAAUUAACUUACCCCCAUGUUGUUUGUAACACUUAAAAGCUUCAUUUGUCUUCGGAACACAAUUUAAGAUAUUUUGGAUGAAAACCGGUAGACUUGAGACUGUCCCAUAGACUGACAAGUAAAUUACACUGUCAAGGUCCAGGAAAGUAUUAAAAGCAUCGUCAGAAUAGUCAGGAUCUGUCAUCAGUGGUUCAACCGUAACGGUAUGAAGCGACGAGAAUACUGUUUGUACAAAAAUAACAACUUUAUUCAACAACUUGUCUCCUCUGUGUCUCUCCGCAUCACCGUAGCAUCAUUUCGGAGAAUAUCGGCCGGAUGCAUAUUCUCCAAGAUGGCGCUAGAGUCAUGCAAGGAGACGAAUUCUUGAAUAAAGUCAUUAUUUUUGUUUUCUUUGUGUACAAAAAGUAUUCUUGUGGCUUCAUAAAAUUCAGAUUUAACCACUGAUGGAAGAUGGACUAUACUGGCAAUGUGUAUUUUUUUUUUUAUAUAUAUAUAUAUAUAUAUAUAUAUAUAUAUAUAUAUAUAAUUUUCUGGACCUUGACAGUGCAUGAUACUUGGCAGUCUAUGGGACAGUCACAAUCCAAAAUAUCUUAAAUUGUGUUCCGAAGAUGAACAACGCUUGUACGGGUUUGGAACAACAUGGGGUUAAGUGAUUAAUGACAAAAUUUUCAUUUUAGGGUGGAGUAUCCCUUUAAAUAUCUUAUUCAUGCAAUAUAUAAUUUUAAGUUUCUUUAAAUAUUGUGGUGAAAUAUGACCUAGACAUGUUCUUGACAGGUUUGGUGAGAAUCACUUCCUGAGCAACUCGUGUUUAGAUUACGUUUUGUCAGAGAUGAUACUAGACAAAACGUGCAGUGAACCCAGAUGUCUGUUUUAGUUGAUUUCCUUAAGAUGAAGGAAGACUGACCAAAGUACUUCUCAAGGAAGGUCUGCUUCUUGCAAAUGGCGGUGCUUUAGACUCCCUUUCACAUUCUAAGAGUUUUGAAAUCAGGAAAAAAACAUUUGAGAAAGUGUCUUUGGGGAGGCAAAUGGAAUCAUGAAUGGAAAGACUGAUUUGAAGCAUUGAAGAUUGUAUUAUUUUAUUUAUUUUCUGAGCAUGUGAGGAUGCGGCCCAGCGUUGGAUCUGAAGACGGUGUUAUAAACUCGAGUCGUAGUGAUAGGAGGCAGUAGGCAGCGAGUUUUAGCUGUGUGCACUGAACUCUACCUCUGCAUAGAGUCCUUGUUUCUUAUUUAAUACCUCUCUCUUGCUCUUUCCAUCUGUUUCUCUGUAAUCUUUCUCAUUUUUCAUUGGAAUUUCUAAUGACAAAUUCAGAUCUUUCAGAACAUUUAUACAAUAAGUGGUUUCCUGUGAAAAAAGAAAGAAAACUGCUGUAGCUGUGAUUUUUAUUUGAUGUUCGGUCACUAAUUGUAUGCCUGUUCUUAUGAAUAAUACAUUGUUGUUGUCAUUUGUUUCUGUUCCACAGGUCAAACCCUUCUUCUGUAUGUUUUCAGUGUGUGCCAAAGGCUGAAUCCUAUCUCCUGUGUAUGAUCUUAGUUGAUUCUACUUUCUGUUUAACUAAGUGAACCCAGUCACCUGCGGCCGUCCGCCCAGGAUCUGGAGGCUACAAUGGUUGCAUGCAGUUUUUUUUUUUUUUUUUUCUCGAACUAUUAUUUUAACUGAUGCUCCCAGAUCAGAAGCAAUGUUUAGAAACCGCCACAAGAAUAAACUUUUAAAAGUUGCAAUAAAAA